CGACCUGACGUACUGCCUGAGGAGGGGGAAAUAGGGGGAAAAAAUACCAAACAACAGACUUAUACACUGGUAAUCAUGCCGGAAUGGAAUCACAGCGACGGCGUAUGGGUGGGCUGAAAUUCAGACGUCACACCAAAGGACGAACUGGAACAGGGCAUUCAUUGGCUUGGGCAGGACAGUGCGGACGAGUUUUGGCGCUGUUAUUCACCAACUGCUUCUGGGUACCGGAGAGCUCUCCUGAGCGUAUUUUCAUACAGCGGGAUCACGGUGGGAUUUGGAAACUGGAGUUUCCAUUAUUAUCAUUAUUCUUUUCUUGUUUCUGCUUCUACUUCUGCAAGGCGAAAGGACACGAAAUAAUUGGGGGGAGCUGGGCUUUUGGGUUGUCUUGUUUUGUCAGUCAGCGGGGAUUGGAAACGGCAGGGUUCCUUUUGGUAUGGAGUCCUGGAGUCCGUCCUGUGGCAUACAGGCAUCGGUUGUAUAUACCUAUUCACGGGAGCAUCAUAACUUGUGGACUUUCCAGAACACAGCCAAGUCAUAUUAUCAGUCUCCACAUCGUUCAUGCUUCAUACGAGAUAUGUAUCUGGGCCCAGUAUAUUCCUCCCUCCCUCCCCCGAGGGCUUUCUUUCUUCUUUCUGCCUUCUUUCUUUCUUGGUCGCACAAAUGCUCCUACGAGCAGCGAAUAGCCUUGGUUCGUUCACGUCGUGUUGGUCUUCUAACUAACUACCUACCUUACGUUCAAGUUGUCGACAAUUCGACGACUCCUCGGACAAAUCCAGGGGUAAACUAGAGACCCUUAGG
Molecule: messenger RNA, 798 nt
Organism: Sodiomyces alkalinus F11
Lineage: Eukaryota; Fungi; Ascomycota; Sordariomycetes; Glomerellales; Plectosphaerellaceae
Exons: 1
Coding region: 84-683 (199 amino acids)
Source: RefSeq, a predicted model, not a curated record